AUGCUUCUGCGCAAGACCGGCGUCAUCAUGUCCAAAUCCGUGUGCAUCGUUGGAGCUGGGCCGUCUGGGCUUGUUGCGGCAAAAACCUUGCUUCAUGAUGCCCUGCCCGGGGAAUACAAGGUCAGCGUCUUUGACGUCCGCGAUGGCAUCGGCGGACUAUGGCCAACGUCCAGGGCAGACACAAGUCGCCAGAUUCACCCUCUCAUGGUAGCCAAUCAAAGCAAACACACCAUGCAUUUCAGCGACCAAGCCUGGGAACCCGAUGCCCCUCAAAUGCCUCUGGCGUGGCAGGUGGGCAGAUAUCUGGAACGCUACAUGGACCGAUACUUGACAUCGCAUCCCCGCUUUGGACUGCAUUUAAGGACCAAGGUUGUCCGGGCGCAACCGCGUAAGCCGGAAGGUGCGGGAUGGGAUGUGUGCCUGGAGUUUGACGGCAAGUCGGAGACGCGGCAUUUCCAUCUUGUCGUCGUUGCAUCCGGAUAUUUCGGGAAGCCCUUCGUUCCGGAUGGCGUCUCGUUAUCUUCUUCGCCGUGCAUCACCCCUGUCAUCCACAGCAGCCAGUACCGAGAUCUGAAGUCCCUGCUCGGCAACAGCCUUUCCGCCCGAGGCAAAAUACUCGUUGUUGGCGGCCAAAUGUCCGGUGUUGAGAUUGCAGGGACUAUUGCAACCCAUUUGUCGUCUGCUGCACAUUCCCCGCAAGAAUACGCCGUUGCUGGCAUCGACCAAUGUUCCGUUCACCACCUCGUCCAGCGUCCGAUCUGGGUCUUUCCGUCGUACACUACUGCAGAGCCCAAGGCACCUGCAGCCCCGUUCUUGCCGCUUGAUUUUUCCUCGUACAAUCGGACCAACAGGUCUUUGCCCUUGGUGAACACACAGGGUCAUGUUGAUGAAAAGACUGCCCAGGCAGUACAUGCCAUCUUCCAAGCUUCACUAGGGACGGAUCAAUCUGUCUUUUCUCCGGGACUCUGCGUAGACGAUGCGGCCAAGAAAGAACCACCGUACUUGGCCGUGAGCGACUGGUACUGCGAUUUUGUGAGAUGCGGUUUAAUCUCAGUAUCCAGAGGAAAGUUGCACUCGGUCCACGGUGACUUGGCGAAACUAACGGAUGGAAGUGAGUUGAAGGACAUAGUUGCGGUCGUUGUUGCCACCGGCUUCGACCCAUCUCCGUGUCUAAGCUACCUGCCCAUGAGCACAUUGAAAGCACUUAACCACUCAGCUGAGCAUCGAGAGCAACCAUUGGCCUUGGCCUUUCAUGGCACUCAUCAUCCGGAUGUUCAGGGUCUCGGCUUCGUGGGUUUCUACAGGUCCCCUUACUGGGGGGUGAUGCAGAUGCAAGCCCGUUUCUUGGCAAAAUACUGGUCAUCCAGCGGGCUCUCAGAGGCGCUGAAGCAGAAGUUGAAGACGGAUAACUCGGUCCAAAAAACGCUUGACCUUCGAGGAGACCCGCGUCUGUCCCAGUUUCCCAUGGGAGACUAUCCCUUUCUGAUGCAGGAAUUCUCAGAGGCUCUAUCAAUACCGAGGGCGGAUCCUUCGCUCAGUGGUGUUCCAAACCUCCCACACAACCACCUUCCCUUGGACAUGCUCACACCAUCCAGGUAUCCCUCUGCGUAUGGCGACGAGGACUCGGAGAAGCUUCUCCAAGACACCGUACGCGUCGCUAUUGACGGCCUGACCGGUGUUCGCUUUGUGCCUCGGGCCGUGUUCAGAAGUCUUUUGGGGACGUGGAAGCUUGAGAGAGACGUGACAAGCCGACUGGCCACUCAUCCCAACGGGCAUUUCAGCGGCACGGCAAAGUUUCUUCUUCGAGCAAAGACGCCUGACGGUUGCCAGUGCGCCAAGCAGGGACCGGAACUCGGCGCUUUGGACGACACCGGCCUAGAGUAUCUCUACAUCGAAGACGGAGAGUUCAAGACAGACCAAGGCUUCGGUUUCAGAGCCAGUCGAAGGUAUAUUUGGCGGUAUGAUGAGGAAAGCGAAAAGUUGAGCGUUUGGUUCGCCAAGCCAGACGAUCUCGCAAGAGCAGAUUAUCUUUUCCAUGAGAUUGAGUUCCAGCAUCGAAAUGAGGGUGGCGAACAAGGCUGGGCUGCGAAAGCUGGCCAUCUCUGCAUUGAUGAUUAUUAUGACGUGGGGUACAAUUUUGCAUUCGAAGCAGUGAAUUUGAAGGAGUGGACAAUAGACUAUACCGUGAACGGUCCAAAGAAAGACUACACCAUCAGAGGAAAGUACACUAGAUGA
Messenger RNA from Ustilaginoidea virens, 2235 nucleotides. RefSeq lists its product as uncharacterized. Lineage: Eukaryota; Fungi; Ascomycota; Sordariomycetes; Hypocreales; Clavicipitaceae. The coding region runs from base 1 to 2235 and encodes 744 amino acids. Gene Ontology annotation, molecular function: NADP binding; flavin adenine dinucleotide binding; N,N-dimethylaniline monooxygenase activity. The transcript has 3 exons. The record is from RefSeq and is a predicted model, not a curated record.